GGUCAGCGGCCUCCUGCCCGUCUCCAUCAUGGCGGCGGCCGGUCCCAGCCUCCCUGGGUGCCGUAGUCAUGUGACCCACACAAUGGCUGAGACCCUACUCCAGGCUUCCCGGCAACGCCGAGCGAAAGCCAUGACGGCAGCCGCGGGUUCGGCGGGCCGCGCCGCCGUUUCCCUGCUGUUGUGUGCGCUGUUGGCGCUCGGCGGCGCGUACGUGCUCGACGACUCCGACGGGCUGGGCCGGGAGUUCGACGGCAUCGGCGCGGUCAGCGGCGGCGGGGCAACUUCCCGGCUUCUAGUAAAUUACCCAGAGCCCUAUCGUUCUCAAAUAUUGGAUUAUCUCUUUAAGCCAAACUUCGGUGCCUCUUUGCAUAUUCUAAAAGUCGAAAUAGGUGGUGAUGGGCAGACAACAGACGGCACUGAGCCCUCCCACAUGCACUAUGCACUAGAUGAGAAUUACUUCCGAGGAUAUGAGUGGUGGUUAAUGAAGGAAGCUAAGAAGCGGAACCCUAACAUUACUCUCAUGGGGUUGCCGUGGUCCUUCCCUGGAUGGCUGGGAAAAGGUUUCAACUGGCCCUAUGUAAAUCUUCAGCUGACUGCCUACUAUGUCGUGAGCUGGAUUGUGGGUGCCAAGUAUUAUCAUGAUUUGGACAUUGAUUAUAUUGGGAUUUGGAAUGAGAGGACAUUUGAUAGCGAUUAUAUCAAGGUGUUAAGAAGAAUGCUCAACUAUCAAGGUCUCCAGCAAGUGAAAAUCAUCGCGAGUGAUAAUCUCUGGGAGCCCAUUGCUGCGUCUAUGCUGCUUGACCCUGAGCUCUUGAAGGUGAUUGAUGUUAUAGGAGCUCAUUAUCCUGGGACCCAUACAGUAAAGGAUGCGAGGUUGACUGAGAAGAAGCUUUGGUCUUCUGAAGAUUUCAGCACCUUAAAUAAUGAUGUGGGUGCAGGCUGCUGGGCUCGAGUAUUGAAUCAGAAUUAUAUCAAUGGCUACAUGACUUCCACAAUUGCUUGGAAUUUGGUGGCUAGUUACUAUGAACAGUUGCCGUAUGGGCGAUGCGGACUGAUGACAGCUCAGGAGCCCUGGAGUGGGCACUACGUAGUCGAAUCUCCUAUCUGGAUAUCAGCUCAUACCACUCAGUUUACUCAACCAGGUUGGUAUUACCUGAAGACAGUUGGCCAUUUAGAGAAAGGAGGAAGCUACGUAGCUCUAACUGAUGGCUUAGGUAACCUCACCAUCAUCAUUGAAACUAUGUGCCAUAAAACUCCCCUGGAGACUUGGAGCCAUAAACAUUCUAAGUGUAUACGGCCAUUUCUUCCUUAUUUCAAUGUGUCACGACAAUAUGCUACCUUCAUUCUUAAGGGUUCUUUUAGUGAAAUACCAGGGCUACAGGUGUGGUAUACCAAACUCGGAAAACCAUCUGAGAGGUUUCUUUUUAAACAACUGGAUUCUCUAUGGCUCCCCAACGGCAGUGACAGUUUCACACUGGAGCUGCAAGCAGAUGAGCUGUUCACGCUCACCACUCUUACCACCGGUACCAAGGGCAGCUAUCCACUGCCUCCAAAAUCCCAGCCCUUCCCACGCAUCUAUAAGGAUGAUUUCAAUGUUGAUUACCCCUUUUUUACUGAAGCUCCAAAUUUUGCUGAUCAGACUGGUGUAUUUGAAUACUUUACAAAUAUGGAAGACCCUGGAGAGCAUCGCUUCACACUACGCCAAGUUCUCAAUCAACGACCCAUUACUUGGGCUGCUGACGCAUACAACACGAUCAGCGUUAUAGGAGAUUACAAAUGGUCCAAUGUGACUAUAAAGUGUGAUGUUUACAUAGAGACCCCUCAGACGGGAGGUGUGUUCAUUGCAGGAAGAGUAAAUAAAGGUGGUAUCUUGAUUAGGAGUGCCAGAGGGGUUUUCUUCUGGAUUUUUGCAAAUGGAACCUACAGAGUUACAGGUGAUCUAGCUGGGUGGAUGAUAUAUGCUUUAGGACAAGCUGACAUUAGAGCAAAAAAAUGGUAUACACUCACUUUAACUAUUAAGGGCCAUUUCUCCUCUGGCAUGUUGAAUGGCAAGCCUCUCUGGACAAAUGUCCCUGUGAAUUUCCCGAAGAAUGGCUGGGCUGCGAUUGGAACUCACUUCUUUGAAUUUGCACAAUUUGACAACUUUUAUGUGGAAGCCAUGGGCUAAUAUUCACAGAGCACCAUAGCACACUCUUUGGAGAUUCUUUCUUUCUUUUUGGUUUUGGUUCAGAGCCAAUAUUUGUUUUGAGGGAUAAAUGUAUGAGCCUUUUGGAGGCUAAAAAUAAUGAAGAGUAAUGAAGAGUAAAUGAGGAGAAAGAUAUAUUUUUGUUUGAUACUCUGGAAGACUUUUUUUAGAACUAAUUCUAAGGGGAAACAGAUGAAUCUUACCUGAGAUGUCCCCUGAAAUUCAAACUGUACGUUGGUCCUAUCCUUAGAAGUGGUUUUGGUGGCCAGACCUCAAGCCUUGGUGUUAAUGCUCAGGUAGCUCUUUUCAUCGUAUUUGCAAGUGAUCAUGUGGAUGGCAAUAACUUGAUCAUCACUGAGAUGUACUGAUCAAUGCUGAUGUGUGUUCGAGUGAGUUGAUGUCCUCGUCUCAGGAUAAUGCUUGCGUAAUAGGAAGCUGAAGACACUGGAAGUGCUGCUUUUUGACAACCACUUCAACAUGUUAUCCUUAAACUCUAAAACAUAUUUUUUCUUUUCUUUUUUAAGAUGAUGCUUUUGAAUAUAGAUAGCAUGAUUUGAAAAAUGCCUUAUUAAUAAACUACCUCUAAAACGAUUUCUGCAAUAAUAAAUAUUAGCAGGUUUAA
Equus quagga is the source of this 2807-nucleotide messenger RNA. RefSeq names its product galactosylceramidase (gene GALC). Gene Ontology annotation, molecular function: galactosylceramidase activity. The coding region runs from base 29 to 2167 and encodes 712 amino acids. Gene Ontology annotation, cellular component: lysosome. Gene Ontology annotation, biological process: galactosylceramide catabolic process. Lineage: Eukaryota; Metazoa; Chordata; Mammalia; Perissodactyla; Equidae. The record is from RefSeq and is a predicted model, not a curated record. The transcript is spliced from 18 exons.